AUGUUUAGCGGGCAAGAGACGUUUUGGAAACAAAAAGCUUGGGUACGAUGGUUGAAGGAGGGAGAGUCGAACACUCGGUUUUUCCAUACUGCCUUGCUGGACAAGUACGCCCGUCUCACAAUUCGCUGGAUCAAAGAUUCACAUGGAUAUCUACUCAAGGAGGAAGCAGCAAUCGGUCAAGAGGCAGUUGAAUACUUCAAAGAUUUGCUCUCUGUCCAUCAAGGAUCCAAUGCUGAGGUGGUGAUGGAGGAGCUAUUGGCUAUAAUCCCUCCACGGGUCAUACAACAACAAAACGCAGAACUCACACAGGAGGUGAUGGACUUGCUGCAGGCGGUUAGGGACUUCUUUUGUGACAUCCCCAUCCCAAAAGGUGUUGCCAACACCUCAAUUGUGUUACUCCCAAAAAAUGAGCAACCGUCAACCUUCACGGACUUUAGACCAAUAAGCCUUUGUACCUUCUUCAACAAAAUCUUCACCAAGGUCCUAAGCACUAGAAUGAAACCGCUUAUGCUGGAACUAAUCUCCCCUGAACAAUCUGCUUUCGUGCAAGGGCAGGAAAUAUCUGAUAACAUUCUCCUGACCCUGGAGAUGUUGGGAUCGAUUGACAAAAAAGUACGGGGACACAACAUGGUUCUAAAAGUAGACAUAAUGAAAGCCUUCCAUGUUGCUAUGCAAAUUUGGCUUUAG
Coffea arabica (coffee) is the source of this 687-nucleotide messenger RNA. The record is from RefSeq and is a predicted model, not a curated record. NCBI's taxonomy places the organism in Eukaryota, Viridiplantae, Streptophyta, Magnoliopsida, Gentianales, Rubiaceae.